Messenger RNA from Chlorella variabilis, 2589 nucleotides. RefSeq lists its product as hypothetical. Gene Ontology annotation, cellular component: cytoplasm. Lineage: Eukaryota; Viridiplantae; Chlorophyta; Trebouxiophyceae; Chlorellales; Chlorellaceae. The transcript has 9 exons. The record is from RefSeq and is a predicted model, not a curated record. The coding region runs from base 1 to 2589 and encodes 862 amino acids.
AUGUUUUGGUACAACGAGUGGGGCGACCCCGAGGACUGCGCUUACCGCGCGAUCUGGUUUGACGGCACCACCUCCUUCUGUGUCGACCACUGGCACGUGGUUGAGCCAAACGACACGCUGUACCUGGCCGACACAGCCUACAGCUCCUGGCACUUCACCGCCCACCUGCUGCGCGACCCGGCCGCCGGCUGGGGCACGCAGCAGUUCAGGGACCUGAGGUACGACUGGCCGCAGCUGGCGGAUGCGUCUGCGCCCUUUGCGGCCCAGGCCACCAUCACGGUGCUGCGGGACCCCGGGGACCCCAGCCACUAUUUCUGGGCACACUUUGUGGAGUUCACCGACAAGCGGCCCGCAGCCGGCGCCAGCCAGCUGCCCGACGGAGCCGUCGCAUACAUUGGGAUGCAGACGUGGGGCGGCGAGGGGCGGGGCUUCAUCUUCAAUGUGUGGGGCGCCACCUCCGGCCAGCCCGACCAGGGGCUGGCAGCCCAGCCAGACCCCGUGGUUGCUGGCCGGCCCGCCGCCCGUUGUGGGGCAUUCGAGAACGAGGGGGCCGGCUACCAGUGCUUCGCCAGCCUGGUGUGGGAGGCAGGACUGGAGUAUGAGCUGCAGAUAUCUCUGCUGCGGCGGCAGGAGGGCGGCGACACCCUGCGGGCAACGGCAGCGGGCAGCAUGCGGGGCCACCCAUUCCAGCACAUCAUUGGCGACAUCUUUGUGCCCGCCUACUAUGGCAGCAUGCCGCCCGCCGAAGUGCUGUUCAGUGGCUUGAGCCUGACGUCUGGCACUGAGCGCCUGGCGCCUGCUCUGGCAUGGGCCACCAUGCCGGCAGACUACCCCUGCGCUGGAUAUGCAUCACUCAGUAUAUGCGGUACCAUCGACGAGCUGCUUGGGCUUCAGGAGCAGCAGGGUGCACACGGCCCUGCGGCCCAGAUAGACAGCGAUGUGCUGUUCCGGCAGGGGGAGACGCUGCACGGGGAGGGCACCUACACGCCGCGCCUGGUGCUGUGGGACCUGAGCGGCGCGCUGGGCGGCGUCAGCGCGGGCGGCUCGCUGUAUCACGACCGCCACCACAGCGCCGCCGUGGUUUCCACCUGGGCGGGGCGGCAGGAGGUGCACCGCGCCGCUCCCGUGCCCAAGAGCCGCUUUGCAGCGGAGCUGGAGAACGAGGCAGAGGGCCAGGAGGAGGAGGAGGCGGCGGCAGGCGGCGAGGCGGCGGCUCCCAGCGCUCUCCACACGGCGGCGCAGCAGCUGGACAGCGCCGGCGCAGGGCCAGGCGAUGCUGCUGCGGGUGGCGUGCGCUACUUCACAGACUUCCUCAAGGCGCACCUGCACCCGCGCAGCGUGCAGCAGCUGGCGGGGGCGUGGCACGGGCUGACGCCGUUUGGCGGCUGGGGCGAUGGCGGCGAGCACUGGCGCAGCGAGGAGCAGCGGGAGGCGAUGGUGGAGCGCAUCAGGUUCUUUGCGGAGGAGUGCGACCACCUGCAGGGCUUCCAGGUCCUUUCCGAGGACCUGUCGGGGUGGGGCCAGCUGGCGGCGCACGUGGUGCAGGAUGUGCGAGACGAGUACGGCGGCAACCGCCCCGUCAUGCUGUUUGCGCUGCGCCCGGAGGUGGCUGCUGCCCCUGCUGCGGCUGGCGCCGAGGCGGCCCCAGCAGAGCUGCGGCGCCGGCGCCUUAACCAGGGGCUCAGCCUGUCGCAGCUGGCGCCGCGGUGCAGCACCUUUACUGUGGUGUCGCCGCCAGCGGCCCCCGCCGCGCUGCCGCUGCUGAGGUGGCAGCCGGGCAGCGCCUACCACGCCAGCGCCCUGUGUGCCGCGGCGCUAGACACUGCCACGCUUCCCUACCGCCUGGCGCCUGGCGACGGGCCCCAUGCAGCAAUAGGCCGCACCGACAUGUGGGGGCUCACCCAGCUGCUCACCGCGGAGCACAGCAGCCCGCUGGCGGCGCUGGCGCUGGCGCUGCCCUGCCCGGCGCUCCCCGCUGAUGCACAGCAGCAGGCGCAGCAGGCAGACGCGCGGCAGCAGCAAGGCCGUGGGGCCGAGGCAGCGAGUGCAGGAGCGCCCGGCGGCAGCAGCAGCCCCUUCACUACCCAAUGGCUGGCCAGCCUCACGCCUGGCGUCGCGGCUGUGGGCGACGCGGGGCGGUUUGCAGAGGCGGUAGUGCUUCGGGGGCCCAGGUCGGCAGGUGGCGCUCUGAGCCUGGGCACCGCGGCGGCAUCCCUAGACGCGGCGCUGGCGCAGGAGCGGCGGCGGUGUGUGCAGCAGCGCACGCUGGUGGCGCAGCCGCUGGCGGUGCCGCUCCCCUUCCCACACAUCUUUGCGAGCGGCCUCUCGCAGUGCGGCGGCCUGCCGGCCGGCGGCAAGCUCGGCGGCGGCUCCCAAGACGUUGUCUCCUGCGCCGUGCUGACGCGGCUGGGCGCCACAUCAGUGCUGGGCCCCGUGGUGGCGGCGGCACAGCGCCAGUUCCGCGCCGCGGCCGGCGCCGGGCAGGGGCAGGCGGCCUUGGAGAGCUGGGGAAUCGGCCGGGAGGAGGUGCAGGAGAUGGAUGAGCGCCUGACCCAGCUCAUUCAUUUGUAUGAUGAGGGGGACGCCUGA